Messenger RNA from Cyphellophora europaea CBS 101466, 1170 nucleotides. RefSeq lists its product as uncharacterized. Gene Ontology annotation, biological process: transport. The record is from RefSeq and is a predicted model, not a curated record. The coding region runs from base 1 to 1170 and encodes 389 amino acids. Gene Ontology annotation, molecular function: transporter activity. NCBI's taxonomy places the organism in Eukaryota, Fungi, Ascomycota, Eurotiomycetes, Chaetothyriales, Cyphellophoraceae. The transcript has a single exon.
AUGACAUCCUCUAUACUGCAGAAUCUCGCUCCUCGAGCACUCUUUGGCGACGACAGUCCGGAUAUCUGCCGCUCAUACUCGGAAGAUAACCAGGCCGCCCCCAUUUCAGGCAUGUUGACCUUCCACAAGCUGAUCACCUACAUCGCCGCAGCAGGCCUGGCCAUCACCUGCCUCAGCACCUUCGUCCUUGUCCUGGGCCACAUCUUCUCCUACCGCGAGCCUCGCAUCCAGAAGCAACUGAUCCGCAUGAUCCUCAUCGCCCCCGCAUUCGCCAUCUUCUGCUUCAUAGGCGUCGCCUCCUACCACCUGACCCCGUAUUUCCCACCCAUCGCGGAACUGUACGAAGCAUUCGCCCUCGUCGCCCUCUUCUACCUCAUGAUUGCCAUGCUCACCCCCGACGCACCCACCUGGACAGGCCAGCACGCCUUCUUCGCCGACCCGGCCAACGGCGGCUCUGCAGCCUUCACCAAGACGUACAUCAUGGUCAUGCAGCUGCUGCCGGGCCGCAUCAUCACCACUGUCGCCAUCAUAAUCGUCAGCGCCGUCAACUGCACAGGCGGCAAAAGUUACCAGCAUGCGCACACCAUCAUCAACAUCGUCAACGGCAUCCAGGCCGCGCUGGCGCUGGUGGCGCUGUUCAGGUUCCUCAUGCGCUGGACUCGCCAGCUGAAGGCCGCUGAUAACAAGAUCGUCGGCAAGCUGGCGUGCUUCAAGCUCAUUGUUGCAAUUCAGUUCGUGCAGAGGAUUAUCUUCAGCAUCCUUACACAGGCGGGUGCGCUAGAUGGCUCGAAGACCUUGAGCUACAACGACCUGAACUUUGGUCUUUCCAAUGUGCUGACUGUCGUUGAGGCCACGGUUGUUGCUGUGAUGAUGGUCGUCUUCUAUUGGCCUGGUCAGUACCGCAACCGCACGAACGCCCUGGAAGCCGGCAAAGUCGGGGAGCCGACCAACAUGGCUCAGAAGCAGAAGUUGAGCCCCAUCCGAGCUGCCUGGGAUGCGAUUGACCUGCUGGACGUUCUGGCUGGCGUGGUCAGAGCAGUCAAGCUCUUUGGGGCGCAGAGAAGAGGCGGUUCUCGCCGGAAUGUGUCCCAGCAAGCAUCGCAACAGGCAUACUACCCGGCCGCCGAUGACUCGCCGCCGCAGUACGGUGCAGGGUGUGCCCGCCAAUAG